Racocetra persica is the source of this 315-nucleotide messenger RNA. Lineage: Eukaryota; Fungi; Glomeromycota; Glomeromycetes; Diversisporales; Gigasporaceae. The record is from the annotation of a GenBank genome assembly.
AUUUUGUUAAAAAUUGAACUUUUAUACAUGCUACCAUACCAACAUAGAAAAAAUAAUUGGUUUCCUGAGCUUAUAUAUAGUCUUGAAAAACUUCAUAACUUGAUCGAAAAGGUGCAAACUAAUAUGUGGGAUGAAUCUUUUGAAGAAUUUAAAAAAAUAAAAACUGAAGAAGAGAUAAUUCAAGAAUUUGAUGAAAAAAAUAUUUUAAAUGAAGCAUCUACAAAUAAGCUACGUGAAAUUAUAAAAGUAAGAAAAACUAAAGAAGAGAUAAUUCAAGAACUUGAAAUUUUUUUAAAUAAUGAAUCACAAGGAUAA